CCACCGUUAGCGCGCUCGCCUCCUUCGACGGCGCAGUCACCGCGCGGGGCGGCCGCCCGUGAAGUAGCUAACCACGUCUUGUGUCAACGACUAAAGCUCCGGGACAGCGGCGCCCUCGACGACAGCUGGGUGGGCAGCCUGGGCUGGGAGCGGUGGCCCGGAGCUUCCGCGAGAGCGAGCAGCGGAAGCAACCUCCAGCCUGGCCUCGCCACAGCCGCCGGGCAAGCGAGCCCUGGAAUGCGCGGAAUGCUCCUUGAGCCCUCUUCUGACUGUCCGGGGGACGGUUGUGGCCACACUGACACGUAUUUUCCAAAUAAAUCGUUUAUUCUUGCGGCGGCGGGACCGAACACGUUAAUAUAUUUUUAAUUUACCCAACACUUCUAUCCAGUGAUACAACUUGGUAAGCGUUUCGAGCGAGCAUCCGCCUGGUUAGGAAGUCGCGGACUGAGCAGCUUGCAUUUGCCACGACCGUCCUCAACUGUUUUGAAGAUUGUUCAUCUUAUAACUACCAGUGUGCACAGACUCAAGUAACGUCGUGUCCCAGCGAUGCAAAGAACUGAAAUCUCAAGAAAAACUAGCAGGACUAAGAAGGUAACCCAGAGGAAGCUGUCUUCAGGUCCUGUUUGCCUUUUAUGCCUUCAAGAACCUGGUGAUCCUGAAAAACUAGGAGAAUUUCUUCAGAAAGACAAUCUUUGUGUCCAUUAUUUCUGUCUUAUCCUGUCUAGCAGACUGCCUCAGAAGGGCCGACCCAACAGAGGUCUCCAUGGAUUUAUGCCUGAAGACAUCCAAAGGGAGGCAGUCCGGGCUUCUAAGAAGAUCUGCUUUGUGUGCAAGAAAAAAGGAGCUGCUAUCAGAUGCCAGAAUGAUCAGUGUGUCCAAAACUUCCAUCUGCCUUGUGGCCAAAAAAGGGGUUGCCUUUCACAGUUUUUUGGAGAGUACAAAUCAUAUUGUAGAAAACAUCGGCCAACACAGAGCAUCCACCAGGGGAGUUUGGGGAAGGAAAGCUGCAUCUUGUGUUGUGAAGACUUAUCCCGAAGAAGUGUUGAGAACAUCUGGAGCCCAUGCUGUAGUCAAGCUGUCUAUCACCGCAAGUGUAUCCAGAAAUAUGCCCACACAUCAGCAAAGCACUUCUUCAAGUGUCCCCAGUGCAACAACCGAAAAGAGUUCCCACAAGAGAUGCUAAGGAUGGGAAUCCACAUCCCAGACAGAGAUGCUGCCUGGGAACUCGAGCCAGGGGCUUUCUCCGAGUUGUAUCAGCGCUAUCAGCAUUGUGAUGCCCCCAUCUGUCUGUGUGAGCAAGGCAGAGACAGCUUUGAGGAUGAAGGGCGGUGGCGCCUCAUUCUGUGUGCUACAUGUGGAUCCCACGGAACCCACCGAGACUGCUCCUCUCUUAGACCCAACAGCAAGAAAUGGGAAUGUAAUGAGUGCUUGCCUGCUUCAACUACGAGCUAGGCUGGAAGGGUGGUCUGCUAGAUUACAUAUCUGGAGACGCAGGUGGCACCCUCUGUUGCAGCAGCACCUUCUGCCC
Messenger RNA from Mus pahari (shrew mouse), 1528 nucleotides. RefSeq names its product PHD finger protein 7 (gene Phf7). The coding region runs from base 547 to 1452 and encodes 301 amino acids. Lineage: Eukaryota; Metazoa; Chordata; Mammalia; Rodentia; Muridae. The record is from RefSeq and is a predicted model, not a curated record. Gene Ontology annotation, cellular component: nucleus. The transcript is spliced from 10 exons.